Molecule: messenger RNA, 864 nt
Organism: Didymodactylos carnosus
Lineage: Eukaryota; Metazoa; Rotifera; Eurotatoria; Philodinida; Philodinidae
Source: the annotation of a GenBank genome assembly
AUGGAUGCGAUUAUAAAAGAGUUAAAAGCUGUGCCAGCAAAAGAAGCGAAAAAGAAGAGUGCUCAUGAUCGACCCGUUGAACCGAUCGACGUCUCAAAAUUAACACAGAAUCUGUUUGAAUAUUCAAAAACCGGCAAUUAUGAUAGUUUAAAUGAAUUAUUUUUGCCAGCCAAGGAUAAUUUAAAACUAGAAGCAAUUCAACAAAGCAACUUAUUAAAUGUUCGAGAUGAAUAUACAAGAACAUGUUUGGAUCUAGCCAGUAUUCUUGGUCAUGAUCAGGUUGUUAAAUUUUUGGCAGAAAAGUGCGGAAAUAUAAAUAUUAAUCAGACCAAUGGUUCUGGUACGAAGGCUGUAGAAAUUUUUCAAAUGGGAGGUGGCGGUGUAGAAACCAUAUUUGUAGAGGAUCAUAAAAGUUAUUCGGCUUUACAUAUGGCUUGUGCGUGGGGGCGAUUAGAGUCUGUUAAACAUAUUGUUACAGGUGGUGCCGAUAUUGAAUUUACAACAAUACAUGGUGAAAAACCUAUCGAUGUAGCAAAACGAUAUAAACACACUGAUAUUGUUGAAUACCUAGAAUGGAUUGCGGUCAGAAAUAGUUUUUUAAAAACGAUUAACGAUGCAAAAGAAUUUGCUAGUGACCCAACAAAAAAUCUUAACAAAUUAAACAAAGAUGAUAAAAAAAAAAUUGAAAAAUAUACAGUUGAUUUGUUAAAAUGGUCAGAUGAAAAUAAUAAUAUGAAUCAACAACAAGCAUUUAUAACGAAAACAAAAGAAGCCGAAGAGUUUUUAGCUCCAUUUUAUACAGCUGUUAAUCAAUCAAUUGAAAAUGAGACAAAACCACAGACACCAAAAACAACAAAAAAGUAA